AUGGCAGGGAACAUAAAAGAGUUCCAAUACGAUCCUGAUACUCGCAGCACGUUUGCUGCCUGGGUCGCUAGGUAUGAGGACCUAUUCGCUAAAGAUGCCGAACGUAUCGAUGAUGGUGCAAAAGUAAGGUUACUUCUCCGGCGAUUGGGAACAAAUGAGCAUUACCGAUACGUGAGCUAUAUUCUGCCGAACACACCGAAAGAUUUUUCAUUCAGUGAUACAGUGGGGAAGCUGAAAUCUCUGUUUGGGACAAAAGAGUCGACCGUGAAAAAACGCUAUUGUGCACUCACUUUAGCAAAAGUUCCAGCUGAAGAUUUCGUGUCAUAUGCAUGCCGAGUUAACAAGAUGUGUGUUGAAUUCGAGCUUAAAAAGCUUUCAGAAGAACAAUUCAAAUGCCUAAUAUUUGUGUGUGGAAUAAAGUCCGAGUGUGACGCCGAAGUGCGAACAAGACUGCUAACAAAAAUUGAAGACUGUGCCGACGUCACACUUGGAGCUUUGAUGGAAGAGUGUCAGCGUUUGAUUAACUUAAAAAACGAUACUGCAAUGAUAGAAGCCAGUGCUAGUGGACCAAAAGUGCAAGCAGUGAAAAGCAGUCUUAGUUAUCGGAAGCAAUUUAAAAAGCCGAAUGAACAAAGGUGUCCCCAGCCGUCUCAAGGGAACCACAAGAACAGGCCAGCUACUCCAUGCUGGAAGUGUGGUGCCAUGCACUAUUCGAAGUUCUGCGGAUUUCGGAACCACAAAUGUGCCGAUUGUCAUCAGGUGGGUCAUAAGGAAGGGUAUUGCUCAAGCGCCCGACGUUCCCUCAAAUCGGUCAAACAUCGGAAUGGGAAUUUGUCUAUUCAAACCGUUACGCUAGCUGUUAGUAGUAUACAGUGCAAGCGACGAUAUGUGUGGGUCAAAAUAAAUGACGUGCCUGUUCGUCUGCAGCUAGACACAGCAUCAGAUAUUACGAUAAUUUCUGAACAAGUGUGGAUGCAGAUUGGCCACCCGGCAGCAAAUCCCACCACACAAACAGCCAAAUCUGCAUCUGGUGAGAAGCUAGACCUGUUAUACGAAUUUAUUGGUAAAGUUUCAUUAAAUGGAUGCACCCAAAAUGGCCGUGUAUUCGUGUCGGGAAAUUCACUUAAUCUUCUGGGUAUCGAUUUAAUCGAUAAAUUCAAUCUGUGGUCACUGCCUAUGGACAAAUUUUGUAAUAAAAUAGAAAGUGCUGCUCAGGAUAUAAGUGCUUUGAAACGGGUGUACCCUGAGCUUUUCAGCAAUAAGCUCGGGCUUUGCACAAAAACAAAAAUUGUGCUGUCUUUGAAGGAUGCAAGCAAACCUGUUUUCCGACCCAGGAGACCUGUAGCAUACGCAAUGCAAGCUAUAGUUGACGAAGAGCUUGACCGUUUGGAACGGUUGAAUAUUAUUUCACCUGUGCAGUACUCAGAGUGGGCUGCACCGAUAGUUGUUGUACGAAAGGCAAACACUACGAUCCGAUGCAGGAGAUAG
Molecule: messenger RNA, 1488 nt
Organism: Wyeomyia smithii (pitcher-plant mosquito)
Lineage: Eukaryota; Metazoa; Arthropoda; Insecta; Diptera; Culicidae
Exons: 1
Coding region: 1-1488 (495 amino acids)
Source: RefSeq, a predicted model, not a curated record